CGGGUCGUUCCAAAGAUGAAGAAGUCUUCCUUGUUCUUCGUCUUGUUAUGCUUGUUCCAAUUAAGCAAAGCAGUUGCUCGUAAACAUAAAAAUGGAUUUGAAAGCCAUGGAAUCACAACUGUCACUAGUUUCGGAGCUGUUGGUGAUGGGAAGAUCGAUGAUACUCAGGCUUUUCUUAACGCAUGGGAGGCUGUAUGUAAGGGAGGAAGUAAAGGCAAUACAAAGCUUCUAGUGCCUUCAGGAAAAACCUUCAUGAUUAAACCUCUUACAUUCGCCGGUCCAUGCAAGUCUUCCUCCAUCUCCUUUUUGAUUAGAGGCAAUCUUGUGGCGCCAUGUUACACUUGGGACGUGGGAAGAUACCCAAUAUGGAUUAGAUUUGACAGUAUCAACGGUCUAGUUGUCACCGGAGGCGGCACGAUCGACGGUUGUGGUCCUGUGUGGUGGAAUAUCGUUCCGGAUCGUCCCACCGCAAUGCACUUCAACAACUGUAAUGGUCUUAGGUUGUCCAAACUCCGACACUUGAACAGCCCUCGGAACCACAUAAGUCUAAGCUGUUCAGAGGACAUCAAGGUCUCAGAUCUGAAUAUUAAUGCACAUUUUAAAAGUCCCAACACAGAUGGUAUCGACAUAUCGAACUGUAGAGGAGUCGACAUACGUCACUCUAAUAUUUCCACCGGAGAUGACUGCAUCGCCAUUAAUAGCGGUUCCUCUUAUAUCAACAUAAGCGACAUUUUUUGCGGCCCCGGUCAUGGCAUCAGCAUAGGAAGCCUUGGAGAAAAUGGACGUUUUGCUACCGUUGAAGAAGUGAUUGUAAAGAACUGCACUUUGACAAACACAGAUAACGGCGUCCGAAUCAAGACAUAUGAGAACGGAUCGGGAUAUGCUCGGAAAAUCUCAUUCGAUAAUAUCAACAUGGUUGCUUCAAAGAACCCUAUUAUCAUCGAUCAGAACUACCACGAUACGGGCACGGACGGAUACGUAGGCUUUGAAGAAAGUCUAGAUAAAAGCUGUCAUUUAAGCCCAGCUUACCAGAUUCAGUCUAGUAGUAAUGGCAGAGGCGUGAAAGUGAGCAAUGUGCGUUACAGUAGAAUCCGAGGGUCAUCUGCGAGCGAUAAGGCCAUCACAUUGAACUGCGAUGCGGAGUUGGGAUGUGCGGAUAUUAUGAUGGAUCAUGUGAAAAUAGUUUCAGCGACAUCAGGUCGUAACUUGAUUGCUUCGUGCAACAAUGCUCAUGGGGUUUUUAAUGAUACGCUUUUUUUCGUUAAGCAAAAAAAAGAUUCACUGGUUUGUAUUCCACUUGUAAUUCGUCAUUAACCAAAAACAAAAUGGAU
Messenger RNA from Thlaspi arvense, 1331 nucleotides. The record is from the annotation of a GenBank genome assembly. NCBI's taxonomy places the organism in Eukaryota, Viridiplantae, Streptophyta, Magnoliopsida, Brassicales, Brassicaceae.